Molecule: messenger RNA, 876 nt
Organism: Gloeophyllum trabeum ATCC 11539
Lineage: Eukaryota; Fungi; Basidiomycota; Agaricomycetes; Gloeophyllales; Gloeophyllaceae
Exons: 6
Source: RefSeq, a predicted model, not a curated record
AGGUCCUCCUCGGUCGGCCAGCCGGUGGAGUUCGUCCAAGGCCAGUUCGCUGGUCAGACGAUGCGCGCGGAGUUACACGAACUGCAGAAGGCUGAUCUUGGGCGCAAGUACGCGAGAAAAGAUCGACGGCCCCUCGAUCCUCCACCGGUUGUGCAACUGAAGCUCUUCCGCGUAUACAAUGUUGAUACGGACCGAGAGGUCGAAGAAGAGAUCCAAAACUACGACGAAGUGCAGAAUUUUGGUCUGCUGUGCCACAUCGACCUCUUCCAAAUACCCAACAUGGAAGAUGAUAUGCCAACAGCAUUUCCCGACUCAGUGGUCCCAUCAUUUCCCAACCCUAAUGCUCCUUCCGUAUCCUUCCUUACCACUACAAGCGUAUUUCCGAAUUUCGCCGGUCCCUCGAUGCCCCAUACGCGGUAUUCAGACUCCGAUCCAGAGCUGCAGGAACGGAGCUCAUCGUUGUCCAGCUCGUUCUCGUAUGCGCCGCAGGAUUCGGAGUCGGAUAUCGUUGCGUAUAUCGGCGACUAUCCGAUCCGAGAAAGCGCCAAGUGCACGCAUGAGGUCGCCGGCGCGACGUUCGUGCAGGCAAACGAAGUCGUUCACAUAGGCAGAAAAGUGCUGAUGUUCGUCUUCUCUGAUCUAGCAGUGAAACGCGAAGGCAUGUUCAUACUGAGAUAUCGAUUUUUCGAUAUAUUCUCGAGAGCACGCGACCAUACGGAUCUCGCCGUCCUCGCUGAGUGCUAUGGGGGACCAUUCCGCGUGUACUCGACGAAGGAGUUCCCCGGGUUACAAGCCUCUACUGCUCUGACUAAGCAAAUAUCGUUAUGGGGCGUCCGGACAAAUUUGCGAGAGACCGAGCGAAAACGCCGCAAGAAG